Messenger RNA from Vigna unguiculata (cowpea), 2850 nucleotides. RefSeq lists its product as uncharacterized. Lineage: Eukaryota; Viridiplantae; Streptophyta; Magnoliopsida; Fabales; Fabaceae. The record is from RefSeq and is a predicted model, not a curated record.
AGCAAAUUAAUGUUGAAACCAUGGAAUUGACUUAGGGCAGUGGCUUUUCACAAAGAAAGGAAGAAAAAGGAAAUUCUAACACAAUGAGUAGUGACAAUUCAAUUUGUUCCAUUCACGAGCGAUCAUAGCUUCGUCUUCUGCAAAAAUCUUAAUCGGUGGAUCAACUCUUCAAUUUGUUUUUGCCACUGCUGAUCAACAACCACUUCACCAGAACCCUCAAACCUAACUCCUCUAUCCUUUUCUGGGAAUCUUGAUUUGUUGUAUGGCUCAGAGAUUGAAGAUUUCGUGGAAAAUAAUUUGAAUUGGGUUGAUCUGAUCUCGCAGAGAGAAAGUGAGAAUAAAGGGCACUAUGCAGGCUCGGCAACGCAGUCCGCGAGGGUUUUACACGGCAGAGUAUCGGCAGCGUGAGGGGGGUCUGGGGAGAGGACGGAGAGGGGACAUUUUCGUAGAGGCGGGACGGCUAGCGGCAGAGUAUUUGGUUUCCCAGGGGCUGCUUCCGCCCAACGCGUUGCCGACGAAGUGGCAGAACCAAAAGGCUCCCGUGGAGGGUGGCGGGCGGCAGUCGGCGCUGGCGAGGCUCGGGAGCGUGGAUGGGAGGAGGAAAUUGGGGUUUGAUGAAUUUGGGCAGAAGGGGAGGAGGAGAGGGAGCUUCAGCAGGAGCAAUGGGAUGGAUUGGGGGAGGGAGUAUAGGAGGAAUGGAUCUUGGUCUGGACGCGUGCCCAACGAUGUUAGGGAUGGUGAGGAUGAUGAUUAUGAAAGUGGUGGAUUUAGUGCUAGACAUCAAGAUGAGGAGGACCAGCACCAUUACCAGCACCAACAUCAGCACCAACACGUGAAUAGUAGUGACGAUGCUUUGGUAAAAUCAAAUUCGAAUGAAUUUUCGGCCAGAAGUGAGGAUGGUGGUGAUUUGAAUGGUAAGGAUAAGGAUAGAGAUAAGGAGAAGGUGAGUGUUGAACUGUCGGAGAUGAAGCAGAGUGGUGUAGGGAAAGAUGUGUGUGAUGUGGAUAUGGGGGUUGGUGUUGGUAAUGAUUUGGAGGGUGUGAGUGUUGGGGUUAAGGAGGUGAAGGAUGGUGGUGCUGGCGAUGAUGAUAGUGAGAGAUUGAGGAAUGUGUCUGCGCAGUUGAGUGAUCAGGAGAAUAGUAGCUCUGGUGGGGCUGUUACUGAUUUGGUUUCACUUUGCAAGUCUGUGAAGGUGCCCACCCGGACGCGCUCUUCGAUCACACGCAAGAAUUUGAAAGCUGGGAACAAAGGAGAUGGUGCUGGGAGUGCACAUGAUGUUGGGGAGCUUCAAGUAGCUGACUCAGCUGAGGAAGUCUUGGCUGAAAAUGAGUCUGUUAAAGGCUCCUCAUCGGGUGAGUUACUAGGCGAGAAAAGUUAUGAUAUAGUGCAUGUUGAUGCGGAUGUUGCCGAGGUAGAACCUGUUUGUGUUGCCGAGGAUAUGAGAGACUUGGAUGCUGUGUCUAAAGCUGAGGAUGUGAGAGAAUUAGAUGCUGUGUCUAAAGUCGAGGAUGUGAAAGAAUUAGGAUGUCAGCCUGGUCAGGAUAGAAGCUUUAUUCAGGAUAACAACCAAGAGUCUAGUGCUACACUACCGGGGUAUGAAGUUUGCAGUUCCUUGGAUGGGGAACAGGGUCAAAAGCGGGUUGCGGAAGAUGACGACGAUGAUGUGAGGGAAGACAACAAGAGACUGAGGGAAUGGUUGCCUUCCCUUGUUCCUAAGACUGGGGGUUACUUUUUGCAUGGUAAUCCAAUAGAAGUGAAAGAGAGCCAGGUAGAAGAUGGUAUUUCACACAUUGACAAAGUUACUAUGACUUCUGAUCAGGGGAGCCUGAUGGGUAGCGGUUCUCAGUUCUCAGUAGGUGGAGAUAGACCUUUUCUUCAGUGUUCGGACGAGAAGCCUUCGUUGCCGAGUUCGUUUAGAACCUGUGAUCUGAAUCUUAUUGAAGUGUCUGAAGUGAAUGAAAGUCAUGUUGAUCACCCAGUUCUUAUUUAUCCCCCCGCGGUCUCUGAAGCAAAGAAAGCGGUGCCAAUUGACAUAGAUCUGAGCAUGAGUCAUGCUAGUGUAUCAAACAAAUUCAACACUCACGCAGCAAAUGGCAAAGAGAUUGAAGUAAUUGAUUUAGAAAAUGAUUCCAUUCAAGAAGAAAAGUCAAUUGACAAUAUGGAUAGAAAGACAGAGACUAUGUUUCCUGGCCUUGAUGGUUUUUCCAACCAUGCUCAAAAUGCUGCUGACAUACAUGAUGUUCAGGAUGGAUAUGGGCUUAUGAUAUCAGAGUUGCUUGGGCCAGAUUUCACUAACUGUUCUUCAGUACCCGGUGACAUAAACUCUGUGCACAACGAAAUGGGCCUUCAUAAUGGAACGGGGACACUUGCUGAGGAUGAUUCAAUAUAUAUGUCGCUUGGAGAAUUAAGUAUGCCAGAUUUUUAUUAAUGGUUUUUUUCGGCCAUGGGAGCAACCUCCAUCACAGGAUUAUCAGAAGCACUUUUGAUCUCUCUGGUCAUUCAGUCCUUUCAGGAGACAUUAUGUAGUGGUAUGUUUUGUACUAGUCAACCAUGGUUCUCUGUUAGUCACCAGCUUUAUACAAAAAUGAAAUGCUGCUUUGUUUUUCUUUUUUCAUUAUUAUAAUUUGUCUCCUGUUUGGAAUUAUGUACUAUGUAAGCUGAAUUCUAUAUUGCCCUAAUGUUCUACUAUCUCUUUUUAAUGCCUCUGCCAUUACUAGGUUAUUAGAGGAGAAUUGUGUCUGAUGAUGCAAAAUUGUAAAAUAUUCCAUUGUAACACAUUUGCCCAAGUAUCUGGCCAUUAUUUAAUACAAUGGCUUUGAAUUGAAAUUCUUGCUGGGUUACUUAUUAAAA